AUAAAUAAAUAAAGGGGAGUGGAACACCGCAAUGAUAGAACUUAGAAGAGAUGCCAUUUUGCUACAACCCUAACAAACAGUCUCGGCACGCGAAGAGAAAAUCUCUCUCCUCUCGUUUUUCAAGAAGGUUUUGAUCCACAAAAUCCUAUACAUGGAGCCAAACCUAUUUGACAAAGGAAUGGGUAUAUUGUAGAUAAUGACAUGAAACCUACUUCAGAUGCAAUUUCUAGGGUUUUGAGAUUGAAGUAAUUAUAUUUGUUUAAGAUAGAGAUCGGAGAUCUUCAAGAGGCACAUAUUGGAGUCAUGUCUGUAUCAGGGAAUGAAAAGCCUGGGAUUAAAUCUGUUUCCCGGCAGUAUAGCGCUUCUAUUGCAGGUAUUCCUAUCAAGAAAAGGAGGUUCCCAUUGGUGCGGUCUCCUUCACCUCCACCUGAAGAACAAAUUUCACAUAGGAACUUAUCUCAGGAUUCAUGUCACUCAAAUGCCAGUGUUGUAACAACUUCUUCUGGCAUAUCUGAUGCAAGCAAGAAUUAUUUCUCAGAGGAAAGAAGAGAAAGAUCUGCUGAUAAAAAUAUUAGUUUAAUCCAAAGUGAUGCUAAUAUUUCUGGAGUCAAUCCUCUGGAACCAAGCCUUAGAAUUUAUUCUGGUUCUUCUGAAAGUAUAGCAAGCGAAGAAAAGCCCAUGCCAGCGGAAAAAAGUUCAGGCCAGAUCAUUUCUGGAAACACAGAGCCGCAAUUAGCUUGCAAGGAAGCUCUUUCUCUUCAUGUAGGAAAGGACAUAUUUAGCAAACUAAAAAUAGAAAGGGAUUAUGAACCUCAAGUAUCUACAAUUAUAGGCAGCACUGAAUUGUCAUUAGGACCAAAGGAACCCUUUGCUCCCUCCUUGGUUGGUCAAAAUAGUGAAGGGAGCGGUCAGUUUCUAGAGAAACUAGGUUCUGUUUCUUUGAAUUUAUCUUUGAGCAAAGGAAAAAGCAGUAUCAAUUAUGGAAGUGGCAAGGAUAAGUUGAAUGUAGAUGGAGCUCAUCUUCAGGCUAACAGGUCAAACUGGGAUUUGAAUACCACAAUGGAUGCAUGGGACCGUUCUGAGAGUGAUGGAGCUGCAUGCCAGGGAACUGAUGGGAUCAAUUGUUUGAAUGUUACCAGUGAUACACAAGAUAUAAAGCCUUUGAUACGUUCAGAUGGAAUGGUUGUAGCUGGUGUUGCUUCUGGAAACCAGUUUCUUAAAGGGAGCAAACACAAUCCUAAUUUCACCAUAUCCUCCAAAUCUCCUGGUCAGCAUUACAAUUUUGGGGAUUCUCUUCUUCUGCAACUAAGCCCUUGUCUCCAGCCAAUUAUAGGUGGGGAACAAUCUGGAUCAUCCUCUAAAGUAGAUUCAGUCAGGGUUAUUCCUACUUCAAACUUAUCCACUGUUCUAGUGUCAACUGGAAAUCCAAAUAUGGCAGGGAAUGUAAAAUCUGAACCAAUUGAUGAUAGUCCCAAGCUGGAUUUUAAGGGAUCGAAAGACAACCUUGAGACAUCACCAAUAGAUUUUAGAAAUAUAAAACAUGAAUUGAUUGAGAGGUUGGAACUAGAAGCCCUGAAAAAUUUUAAUUUUGGCAGGCUAAAAUUGGAUCCUAGAAUCAUCAAAUCUGAACCAGUACAUGAGGGAAAUCAUGGAAUUCAUAAGACAGCUGAGGGGGCAUCACAGUUAUCAGGUGGACAGGUGUUUCAAUGCUUGGAUAAUCAAUCUCGUGAAGUGGUAUUGCCUAAAUCUUCGCAUUUGUGCCCUUCAGAGCUUCCUACUUGUUCAACAGAGUUACCAAUAAAUGGGAAUGUGUCAAGCCAUUCAGGAAAUUCCACUUGUGCAAAGGGAAUCCAUGUUAGUACAGAGGUGCCUCAGAAUGCAAGCAAUAGUAUUAAGCAGGUUGCUUCAGAAACUGUUUCUAUAUCUGAGGUUCAUAAAGGUAAAGAAUUGAAUGUUUCAGAUGUACAUGCACCAGGAGUGGAAGAAAAUUUGAAUGUUGGUGAUCCUGAGCAGUGCAGAUUGAAAUUGAUGGAGGAAGCGCCUUUGGGUUCAUGUGGAGAUGGUGGGGGCUCUGCAAGAGAUAGUGAGGGGUCUGUGAGAAGAGACGGUGAGGGGUCUGUUAGAAGAGACGGUGAGGGGUCUGUUAGAGGAGACGGUGAGGGGUCUGUAAGUGAUGAGGAAAAGAUUAACAUAUCAAAUGACAUGCUCGAAGAUUCUUAUGAAUCUGAUUAUGACUCAGAUGGAAAUCAUGAUUUAGCUACAGUUAUGGAAGCGGAACGAUUGGGUGGAGAAGAUGAUGAUGACUAUGAAGAUGGAGAGGUCCGAGAACCACUUGUGCAUACUGAUGUAGGCUCUAUGUCUGAGAAAAGAGAAGCAGAAGAUGUUAAUUGUGGUGAUUCUGAUAAUAAAAAAGUGGGUUUUUUGGGUUCUUCUGGUGAUGAUUGUCCUGCAUCACUUCAAGCUGAGGAAAGAGACACCAAAACAGAAGAUCCUGGUGAAACAAAUAAUGAUGUUAGCGAAGAAUGUCUUGAUGCGGUUCCUGAUGAGAAAACCGAUAUGGUUGCUGAGAAAGACGCCUGUUUCGACAAGUCAUCAACAGUUGAGAUCCCGAUAACUGAACUGGACAAAAAGGGGCCCAUGAAGCCCAUUCGAAGAAAACCCCUUGAUCGAUCUGGGAAAAAGGAAGUUUCAGAGGACCAUGAAUCUGAACUAUCAUCUGAUAAAGCAGUCAGUGGAAGUCAAGGAACUGCAGUGGCAGUUGGUCAGGGUAUAGAUCAGAGCAUGAAAGGAACUGACUCAAUGGAGAAAAAUGAGUCAGCCUUACCUAGGACUGAAGUAUCUCUAAAUAGUAAUGAUGCAAAUAAGGAUGCCAACAGUGGAGGUACUCGGAGCAGGAUUAUAAAUCUACCUCGUGCUUCAUAUGUUUCAUCUUUAUAUAAAACAAGAUCUGUUUCAGGCAGGUCAUUACCAUCUCGAACUGUAAGAGAGAGGUUCACUGAUUUAGUGCCUGAGGGAGAUAAAUUACAUUCUCAAGGGAGGGAUGAAAUUUUCAUUGAUGGCCCCCACAAAUUUUUGAGAGAGCGGAAUCAAGAUCAAGCACUGAGAAAUUCUAGAUUAAGUUUUACCCGAGGCAGAGGAAGAGGUUCCAGCCGAUUGGAUGCUCUACAUGGUGACUGGGAUUCUGAUCAUGACUUUGCACCUGAACUUUAUAAUGGUCCAACAGAUUUUCGUUUCCGUAGACAUAAAACUGAUGUUGUUGAUGCAGAUCUUGAAUGCAGCAGCUAUAUUAUUGCACCAGAUGGUGCUGUUGGCACGGGUAGAGGAGGGAGAAAACCCUUAAAUGAUGAGGUGGCAGUUUUCCGGCAUCCACCUUCAAGGAGGCGAUCUCCUGGUGGUAGAGAAGGGCCGGCUACACGAGGGCCUCAAAUGGUUCGCAGAAUUCCAAGAAAUAUUAGCCCAAAUAGAUGCAUCGGUGAAGAUGCUUCUGAUUUGGUUGGACUGAGGCAUAGUGAAAAGUUCAUAAGGGGUUUGAGAGAUGAUAUUGUUGAGCCAGUAUUUACUCGCCAACAACCUCCGUUUGAGGGAGUAGAAGGUCAUUUUGUCCAAGGGAACAGGAAUUUUUCUUCUAUCCAGAGGAGGGGUCCUCCUAGAAUUCAUUCAAAGUCUCCAAUGCGAUCUGGAUCUCCUGGCCCAUGGUCAUCACCCAGAAGAAGAUCACCUGAUGGGUUUAAUGGACAUCCAGAAUUGACUCAUAGAAGAUCUCCAGCAGUUUAUAGGAUGGAUAGGAUGAGGUCUCCAGAUCGUCCUUGUUUCCCUGAAGAGAUAGUGGCUAGGAGGCAUGGUUCCCCUCCUUUUUUGCCCCGGCCAUCAAAUGAUUUGAGGGAUAUGGAUUCUGCACGAGACCAUGGCCCUCCAAGAUCUGUCAUUCCCAAUAGGAGGAGCCCAUCUGGCCGGAUAUUACUAAGAAACAGUCGGAGAUUCGACAUUAUAGAACCUCGAGAAAGGACAGACAGUGAUGAGUUCUUUGGACCCCCCAUGCAUUCAGGUCGAUUUCAUGAGCUUGGUGGUGAUGGAAGUGGUGAGGAGAGAAGAAGGAUUGGUGAAAGACGGGGGCCUGUUCGUUCUUUCAGACCUCCUUACAACGGUGCUGGUGCUGAGGGUUUUCGUUUCAAUAUAGAGGAUGGUCCUAGGCCUUAUAGGUUUUGUCCUGAAGCUGACUCAGAGUUCCUUGAAAGAGGGAAUUUGAGGGAGAGGGAGUUUGACAGGCGAGUAAAGAAUCGACCUGGAAAUGCACCUAGAAGAAGCAUUGAAGAUCAGGAAGGAAAUUACAGGCAUGGUGAGCAGGUUUGGCAUGAUCAAGGAUUUGAUGACAUCUCCCGGUUGAAAAGGAGGAGAUUUUGAUUAGGUUGUUUCCUGCUGCUAUGGGCCAAGAGUGUAGUAUGUGUUGUAUUUAAUGGAGGUUGGUGCAGCAAUUUGGUGAUUCAUGGACUGAUUGUGGAACUUGAUUUGAUUAACAUUGCUGUUUCAUUCUCAAUUUUCAAUCAAGUUAAGUAAAUAUCAGAUGCUAGCGCUUGGAAGGCUUGACGAUCUGUAGUCCACAGCAAAUAGUUGGUUGAUAUUGUGAUGCACAUGCUUGCAUGUUUCUUCAGAUAUAAUGGUGGCUAGGUCUUGGACUCAUUCAGAGUUUUUCUUUUCCCUAAUCAUGGGAAUAACUGCAGUGUCUCAUUUUCAUCUUUGCAAGUUCUGUAUUGUUAUAGGUUAUGGUGACACUCUAUAUACCAAGGGUCAUUUUGGGGAAGUUUCUUGUAAGUUGAUGGAGAUCCUCUAUUAAGUUUCUUCACAUAUCUUCAUCUUUAUAUAUGUUGAUUUUGGUGCU
This is a messenger RNA of Vitis vinifera (wine grape), 4876 nucleotides long. RefSeq lists its product as uncharacterized. The transcript is spliced from 4 exons. Bases 304 to 4401 code for a protein of 1365 amino acids. The record is from RefSeq and is a predicted model, not a curated record. NCBI's taxonomy places the organism in Eukaryota, Viridiplantae, Streptophyta, Magnoliopsida, Vitales, Vitaceae.